Oncorhynchus kisutch (coho salmon) is the source of this 5362-nucleotide messenger RNA. RefSeq names its product kinesin light chain 1. Gene Ontology annotation, cellular component: cytoplasm; kinesin complex. The record is from RefSeq and is a predicted model, not a curated record. The coding region runs from base 343 to 1932 and encodes 529 amino acids. NCBI's taxonomy places the organism in Eukaryota, Metazoa, Chordata, Actinopteri, Salmoniformes, Salmonidae. The transcript has 14 exons. Gene Ontology annotation, molecular function: kinesin binding. Gene Ontology annotation, biological process: microtubule-based movement.
UUUUCGCUGUGGAUGCUGGGAGAUCAAUAACCAAGGAAGACAUUUUGGAUUUAAAACGAGCUCACUUUGUGGUUGACGAAAGUAUGCUCCGUCGGCAACACCAUUUGUCAUUAGUUAGAAUGUAUCGUCAGAUGGGUUUGUUUGUCAGUUGUGCGCAAUGAAAUGGCGUCGUUCUUGUGAAAAAUUCUACGCAUUUAUCCCAAACCAUAUCGCCGCGCUCAUCUACGAAUUCUGUUAGGUUUCUUGCUGGCUCAGCUGUGUGUAUGUACAUCGAGAAGGCUCCUAUAGUUCCUGGCUGUCCUACGAGGAAUUAACCAAUUUAGCCUCUAAGUCCACCAGGCAAUGUCAAUAAUGGUGUACCCCAGGGAGGACCGUCUGGAGAAGCUGUCCCAGGAGGAGAUCAUCUCCAGCACCAAGCUGGUGAUCCAGGGCCUGGAGGCGCUGAAGAGCGAGCACAACUCCAUCCUGCACAGCCUGCUGGAGACCAUCCGCUGCCUGAAGAAGGACGAGGAGGCCAACCUGGUGCACGAGAAGUCCAGCCUGCUGCGCAAGUCAGUGGAGAUGAUCGAGCUGGGGCUGGGCGAGGCGCAGGUGAUGAUGGCCCUGUCUGCCCACCUGAACGCUGUGGAGUCGGAGAAGCAGAAGCUGCGUGCCCAGGUACGUCGGCUGUGCCAAGAGAACCAGUGGCUGCGAGACGAGCUGGCGGGCACCCAGCAAAAGCUGCAGAAGAGCGAGCAGAGUGUGGCCCAGCUGGAGGAGGAGAAGAAGCAUCUGGAGUUCAUGAACCAGCUCAAGAAGUACGACGAGGAUGUGUCCCCUACUGAGGAGAAAGAUGGAGAGCCUCCUAAAGAUACACUGGACGACCUCUUCCCCAAUGAUGAGGAGGACAACAGUCAAGGAAUGCCUCACCAGCAUAACAGUGCAGCGGUGGCCGCAGCACAGCAGGGUGGCUAUGAGAUCCCAGCCCGCCUGAGGACCCUCCACAACCUGGUGAUCCAGUACGCCUCCCAGGGCCGCUACGAGGUGGCCGUGCCCCUCUGCAAGCAGGCUCUGGAGGACCUGGAGAAGACAUCCGGACACGACCACCCUGACGUGGCCACCAUGCUCAACAUCCUGGCCCUGGUCUACAGGGACCAGAACAAAUACAAGGAGGCGGCUCACCUGCUCAAUGAUGCACUGUCUAUCCGGGAGAAAACCCUUGGGAAAGACCACCCUGCGGUGGCUGCGACACUGAACAAUCUGGCAGUGUUGUAUGGCAAGAGGGGGAAGUACAAGGAAGCUGAGCCCCUUUGCAAGAGGGCUCUGGAGAUCAGAGAGAAGGUGCUGGGCAAGGACCAUCCUGAUGUGGCCAAGCAGCUGAACAACCUGGCCCUGCUGUGUCAGAACCAGGGCAAGUACGAAGAGGUGGAGUACUACUACUGCCGUGCCCUGGAGAUCUACGAGCGCAGGCUGGGCCCUGAUGACCCCAACGUGGCCAAGACCAAGAACAACCUGGCUUCGUGUUACUUGAAGCAGGGGAAGUACAAGGAGGCGGAAAUCCUUUACAAAGAGAUUCUCACCCAAGCUCACGAGAAGGAAUUUGGAUCCGUGGAUGCUGAGAACAAGCCCAUCUGGGUGCAUGCCGAGGAGCGGGAGGAGUGCAAGAGCAAAGACGGCUAUGGAGAUUAUGGCGGCUGGUAUAAGAAUUGCAAGGUGAACAGCCCCACUGUCAACACCACUCUGCGUAAUCUGGGAGCUCUGUAUCGCCGGCAAGGCAAGAUGGAGGCCGCUGAGACCCUGGAGGAGUGUGCCUUGAGGUCCCGAAAACAGGGUGUGGUGGAGCUGCAGAGAGACGGAGACAGGAGGAGGAGCAGGGAGAGUCUGAGCAGCGUAAAAUAUGAGAGCGCCUCCGAAGCGGGGGAGGACGGCAGCGUGGACUGGAACGGGGCCUAAAUCAGCAGGAUGACCUUCCUCCGCCUCACUCUCCUCAACCAAUCAAGCCAAUCGAAUCAAAAUGGAUGUCUCUUGUCACUUCCUCUGUGUGAAGCCUCUUCUAAUCUUUCAUGGAGGACUCCUCCUUCAUCCCCACAAAACCGAUUAUACCUUUUAACUCCCAAUCUUUCUCUUCCCAUCCUUUCGGGGUCUCUCACUCCCACGCAUGUUCUCCAUCUUCUUGCGUUUUCCAUACUCUGACCCUCUUCUCCUGGUCUCUUGCCCUCUUCCUCUUGCGUUUUCCACUCUGCCCCUCUUCUCCUGGUCUCUUUUCCUCUUGCGUUUUCCACUCUGGCCCUCUUCUCCUGGUCUCUUUUCCUCUUGCGUUUUCUUUAUCCCUCUCUCUAGCUCUCUCGUUCAUGCCCACUCAUUUCUCUCAUCAUGCUGCAUCACAUUUUCAGCCUUUCUCUUCCUCUAUCCCUGUCUCUCCCUUUCUCUUCCUCUCUCCCUGUCUCUCCCUUUCUCCUCCUCUCUCCCUUUUUCUUCCUCUAUCCCCCUCUCCCUUUUUCUUCCUCUAUCCCCCUCUCCCUUUUUCUUCCUCGAUCCCCGACUCUCCCUUUUUCUUCCUCUAUCCCCCUCUCCCUUUUUCUUCCUCGAUCCCCGACUCUCCCUUUUUCUUCCUCGAUCCCCGACUCUCCCUUUUUCUUCCUCGAUCCCCGACUCUCCCUUUUUCUUCCUCGAUCCCCGACUCUCCCUUUUUCUUCCUCGAUCCCCGACUCUCCCUUUUUCUUCCUCGAUCCCCGACUCUCCCUUUUUCUUCCUCGAUCCCCGACUCUCCCUUUUUCUUCCUCGAUCCCCGACUCUCCCUUUUUCUUCCUCGAUCCCCGACUCUCCCUUUUUCUUCCUCGAUCCCCGACUCUCCCGUUUUCUUCCUCGAUCCCCGACUCUCCCUUUUUCUUCCUCGAUCCCCGACUCUCCCUUUUUCUUCCUCGAUCCCCGACUCUCCCCGUUUUCUUCCUCGAUCCCCGACUCUCCCUUUUUUCUUCCUCGAUCCCCGACUCUCCCUUUUUUCUUCCUCGAUCCCCGACUCUCCCUUUUUUCUUCCUCGAUCCCCGACUCUCCCUUUUUUCUUCCUCGAUCCCCGACUCUCCCUUUUUCUUCCUCGAUCCCCGACUCUCCCUUUUUCUUCCUCGAUCCCCGACUCUCCCUUUUUCUUCCUCGAUCCCCGACUCUCCCUUUUUCUUCCUCGAUCCCCGACUCUUCCUCGAUCCCCGACUCUUCCUCGAUCCCCGACUCUCCCUUUCUCUUGCUGUGUCAUCACUUGUAUAGUAUGUAUGAUAUUCUAACCAAUAAGAGAUGGUGGCACCAGAGUCCAACUGAACACUGGAAACUUGACUAUCAAAGCUUUGGUUGUUUGAUUUUCUCUUUUUUUCUGUUCUUCUUGUAUGCAAAUAUGAUUGCUUUUACAUUGAUCUUCAUAUUUCCACUAAGCACAGUCACACAGUUAGAAGGGCAUCAAGUAUUGGUCCAUUACCAAAUGAGACCAGUCAGAAUUUUUAUCUCGUUUUGUUAUCUCUAAAAUAUUAUUGGCCACUGAAGAGCAACCAGCUAGAGUAGUGCUUUUUAUUUCGCUGCUGCCAGCUUUUUGUCCUGAUAUUUGACCAGGAUUGAUCUACCUUGGUGCCUUUUUUAUGUUCACUAAUUUUGUUAACUUGCAACCUGUUUUAAGUGUGACCAUGACCCUUGUAAAUUAUUUAUGCGUACUGUUGUGUUUAUAUAGGAGCAAAUGUAAGACAAUUUAAAAAAUGUAUAUCGUGACGCUAUUAUGAUUCCAAGUCACGUCGCCACUUAAAAGCACCUUUUGAGUUUACACAUCGAUUACUUAUGGUUUAUUGAGAUUAGUGUAUCUGUCUCCUGUUUUUAUUUAGUUUACUUUUUAAAUAAUGUCUUAUAUAGGAUAGUGUUUAUCAUAAUGUUUAUUUAUCUUUGCAUUGUCCCUCUAAGCAAUGUAUUAUUAUUAUAAUAUAGCCAUAAGGUUAGUAAUGAUGGUGUCUGUGCCUGACUAUGGUAUUGACGUUUUAAAGAGGAACAGCUUGCUAACUGUAGAAUCAGUGUCUUUGAAUUGAAUGGCAUUGUGCAAAUUGCUUUCUCCAAAGCCAUAGCUUGGGGAAAGAAAUGCUUUCUCUAGUUAUGCUCCAUGCCAGAGAAUCUUGUUUCAUAUUUUGAAGUAGCCAUUGGAAAAGGGACACGAACACCAGAGACACACAAACACAAAGUUGUAUUUGCUUUUGUAAGCUUCUGAGUGGCAUUUGGUGAGGUCACUUAUUUGGUUUUAACUUGAUGGUCCUCUUGUUGUUCCUCACACAGCUUUCACUCUUGUUAUCGUCUCAUCUUUAAAGCCUACUUUACCCUGCUAUGACGUAAGGCAGUCAUAACAGCUUAUGUUAGUUUAUAACACCUAUGAACAGCCAUGGCGCACAUGAAACGACCAAGGUUAGCUGUCUUGUCAGCCAACAAUAUAGUUACCUUGAACACAGUGACAUGUGACCUAGCUGGCUGCUCAUAAGAUAUAUGUUAUGAAUUGACAUCAGAUUUUAUGAAUGCUCCUGAUGACAACAUUGCUAUGCUUAAAGAUCGGCUUUAGAUUGGGGAUUUAGGUGUGAUCAUUGUGAGGCCUCGUUUAACAGUUAUGUUACCUGAAUGUAAAGAUUUUUCAAACCGCUCUGUAGCUUGAAAUGUGCUCAUUGUUGUCCACUAACUGUUCCCAGUUUUUAUUUUAUAUGUCCCAUGUUUCAGUCAGUUUCCCUCAUUCUAAACUAUAGUAUCUUUAUAUGAUGUAUUUUAGGCUGAAUAAGUGUAGUACUAGUAACUAACCUAGCUAGCCAGUCGUUUCAGCAUUAGCCAACACCACCAAAUUGAAGUUGCCUGUAUGCCAUGUAGUUACUCUUUAAGCACUUUUAACUAUUAUAUAAUAACUGUAUCACAAUCAGUGCAGGUAUAUACUAGUACAUCAGUACAUUUACAGAUAAUGUUAUAAAGUGCAUGUGCUAAACCAAAACAGAUGCUGUACUAUGAGACUAUUACUUCAAUUAGCUCAUGUGUAGUUAAAGGUAAUUACACUUGAUACCAUAUGAAAAUGCAAUUCCAUGUAACUGUGGCAUUUUGGUAUCUCGGUGGAAAGAGACGGCUCCAAUGUUGCUAACCGAAUUUAAUAAUAAUAAUAAUAAUAAACGGUAAUAGUGGAGCUAGCCAAUGCUGAAACACAUUAGCUGUCCGGCUGGUUGGCCUAUGUAGUGGAGCAAUUUAGCUAUGUCACACUAUUUCAUUGGUCUGUCUGUAGAAUGCUCUCCAUGACUAAUACUCCUGUCUUGGCAUCCCUUUGUUGCAUUGUGAUGAAUGUGUCUCUAAACCUUGUUUGACAUUGACUGAAAAUAAAGACUUUCAUUUUGGG